UAGCCUGUGCAGCGGAGCCGGUGAGGAGCGGGCACACACCGCUGCGGAGGAGCUGUCAGCGGAGCAGGUGGACUUUCUCUCUCUGGUACCCCCGUUCAGGUCCCGGCGGAGGGACACGGUGGCGAGGAUAAACCUUGAAAUAUUAGCAGUUCUUCGUGUCUUUGAGAGGUAAUUUGACAAACCUCACCAUGACUUCGGUGUGGAAGCGGCUUCAGCGGGUUGGAAAGAGAGCAUCCAAGUUCCAGUUUGCUGCUUCAUUUCAAGAGCUGACGAUAGAAUGCACAAAGAAAUGGCAACCAGACAAACUGAGAGUGGUGUGGAUCAGGAGAAACAGACGUCACGGCACGAAGCUCCACAGCUGGCAGCCCGGGAUCAAAAACCCCUACAGAGGCACGGUGCUGUGGCAGGUUCCAGAGAGUUUGGACAUCAACGUCACACUCUUCAAGGAACCUACUGCAGAGGAGUUUGAGGACAAGGACUGGACUUUUGUCAUUGAAAAUGAGACAAAAGGCCGUAGGAAGGUGUUGGCAUCGGCAGACGUCAACAUGAAGAAGUUUGCCAGUGCCACGCCGGCCCAGUACGAUGUGACGCUGAAGCUCAAACCGAUGUCCGUCAAAGUGGUGGAGGCCACUCUGAAACUGAACCUGUCCUGCAUCUUCCUCAAAGAGGGCAAAGCCACAGAUGAGGACAUGCAGAGUCUGGCCAGUCUGUUGAGCAUGAAACAGAGUGACAUUGGAAACCUGGAUGACUUUGCAGACAGUGAUGAUGAAGGUGGCGAGGAGAGGAGGGCCAGCUUCGGACCGGCUUCUCAUGUCACUGCCUCUGCUUCUUCUUUCAUGAGAGUACAUGAUUUGGCUUGGAGGCCUGCAAUGGAAUCAGGUCCUGCAGAGAUGGAUUGGAAAGCGACCUCUGGCAUUUCCUCCACCAUCUCAGCCCCAUCUCAGCCUCCUCUGCCCAAACCCCCAGACCCCCCCGUUCCAUCCUCUCUAUGCAUCCGACCACCGAGCACUGGCCCCCAGGCCCGGCCCUCCCACUAUGCCUACUCACUGCCAGCCUUUACUCGUGCUCACCCUCCUGCACUUCCCAAAAUCUUCCAGCCCGCUGCCGGAUCAGUGCCCAUUUCAGCUCCGCGGAGGCCCCACAGCUUCCACAGUGGCUCCACUCCAGCUGAGGGCCUGGAAGCUUUUACCUUCACCCCUCCUAAAGCCACCUCUUUCCUCUCUUCCCCACCCUCUGAUCCAUCUCUACAUACUCCCACUCUCCCUGGUACCUCCCAAACAGCCUGUCCCAGUGUCCCUUCCUUUUCUUCUCCGUUCUCCUCCUUCGCUUCAUCUUCAGCUCCUCUCAGUUCCUGUCCUCCUCUACCUCCUCUACCUCCUCUGCCUCCUGCUCCCAGAAACCCUAAAGCUCGCCCCCUCUCAGUGGGGGAGCCGGGCUCUGGCCUCACCCGGCCCACCAGCCUGCCCUCGGCCCCUGAGACAGCUUCCUGGCAGAGUGAAUGGAGGCCUCCUAAAUCUCAGGCUCCUCUAGCACAACCUGCCAUUUCUCCUAAGUUCCUGCAUCUCUCUGCCAAUGACCCUGGAAAGCCUGCAGUGCUACAGAAAAAGCCGAUAGAGACGCCAUCUUCAGUCUCUGUGCACCCUGGUCCUUCUUCAGAGCAGACACUCCAGGGAGGCUCUGCAUUUGUUCCGUCCAGGAGACCCCAGGUCCCUGCUGCACUGCAGACGCCCUUACCUCCUCUCAGUCCUCCUUCUGCUCUCAUAUCCUUUGGGCCUCCUCCUCCUUCUCCUCCUUCUCAGCCUCAUAUUUCCCAAACUGCCAUACCUUCUCACAGUGACCAAGAUGCAGAAUUCAAAAGACAGUUGAGUACGUUAAACGAAGAGGACAACCAGUCUACAACACCUACAACCCCUGAUCCCAGAUUGCCGCCUGGCUUUAGGACCGAGUCUUCCAGGGCUUCAGAGCGGAAAAGAGACGCACAAUUUGGAUUCGAGGUUGUUAAGGCAUCAGCAGGACCUGAGAGCAUGGCCUCACUACAGCCACUUAGCCCCAGCAUGCCCGUAACCCCAGGGCUUAACUAUUUUGAGAUGCCAACAACAAAGAUGGAUCAAACAGAAUCAUUGCCAACAAUGAAAUUACCACAAAUCCAGCCAACAGUACCUCCCUCCCUUACUGCACCUAAGCAAUACCCUGAUCCUCAAGUGAACACAUCUGCUUCAGUCAGGGAGGUCCUGGAUAACCCAAGAAGUCACAAGAAGUCCAAGAUAUCCAUUCAGUUAGGGAAUCCAAUAGCCCAACCAGAGCUGGUUAAAAAUGUACCGUUUACUCCUACCAACCCCCAACCUACUUCCAGAUCACUCCAGGGAGCUUUGUUGCACUUCCCUCAAACUGCUGCAACCUCUGACACAAAAGCAAUAGAAGUGACUCUUAAAAAAGAAGCUGUAACUAUGGAUUUGGGAAAUGAAAGAACGUCUGCCUCAGUGUCAUCUUGUCUCAGAGAUGCCAGUUCUGCUUCUUCUCCAAUGGUUAUGAACAAAACACCUGAUGUUCAGUCUGGAGACUGCUCCAUUGUAAAAAACCAAAAGAAUAAGAAGCCAAAAAGAAACCCAAAAAAAAAAAGCCCUGUUCCAAUACCCGUCAUGGACCAGACCACUAUCUGCAACAGGACUGUUUCAGACAAGGUCUCAGCACAGCAGGCCACAACAGACAAUUUAUUAAAACAAAAAGAAGAUUUUAAAGUAGAUUUGGCAUCAUCCUACAAAAAAAGCUUUGAUGCACAUGGUUUGGACCCAGAACAUUGUAUGGCAAAUGGCAGAACUGAAAAUGAUGUGAGGUCAACCAAUGAAAGACCAGUGUCUGAAAAAGAUAGCAGUAUUAUGGGGGGACAUGUGGUACCAAACCCUGUAGUCAGUGUAGAGGAAAAGUGUGUGUACAUAUCUAAGGUGGACGUUGGUCCAUUGUGUACAACAGGGUUUUCUAUUCCUCAUUCGCCGUCCACUAUACAACCUAAAGUUCAGAUUGAAGGAACAGUGGCAAGUAUCAUUAAAUUACACUCAAGCUGCCCACAAUAUUCCAAGAUUCCUGGCAUGCCGUCUGUUCAUCAGUCGCAAGUUAUUACUUGGCCUGCUGAUUGCAGGUCAUUGUUUAAGGAGUUACCCAUAAACAGACUUCCUUCACCCCUGUCUUCAGAUUAUGUUAGUUCCUUUUAUGGGGGUAGUGCAGGGAUUGCAAGUAUGGUGGACUUAACUCCGACCUGCCCCAGGUCUGCAAGUAUUCCUGGAUUCCCAUCUGCUUUAAAACGUGAGCCAAAUAUGACUUGCCUUUUACCUAUAUGUCCCAGAGCGUGCAGCAUUCCAGGUUUAGCUGCUGCUGGAUCAGCGACUAGAUAUGAAGAUAUGGUUUGGGACAGAUGUUCUCUAUGGAAGAAACCAUUGCAGAUAAAAGAAGCAUUUAUUUCGCAAAUGUCAUGUGUUCAGGAAAAAUCUGUGGGUGAUACUAAAGCCAUGGUGGCUAUGUUGCCAACAUGUUGUACUAGGGCCAGUGUUCCAGGGUUUCCAUCUGCACGUCUGCAAAAUGUUUCAAAUACUCCAAGUAUGGCCAGUCUUCUCCCAACAUGCCCCAAGCAGUCAAUGAUUGUAGGUAUGCCAAGUAAUCACAGAUCUAUGGUAUAUAGUGAUACAUGGCAUAUUUUGAGGGAAUGUAUCUUAGACAGACCAUUGAGAGGUUAUACUGUUCUGGUUCAGGGAAAGUCAUAUGAGGAUAAAGAACAUUUUAAACAUAUGGUAGAUAUGUUGCCCUCAUGCCCGUCGAGAACUUGCCUUGUAGGUAUGCCCACAGCACCCAAGAAGUGUUUACCAAGUAUUGUUAACCUUGCACCUAUAUGCCCUAAACAGACACAAACUGUUGGUAUGCCAUCUAAAGAUCAAAACAAUUCUGAGAACAAAGAUUGGCGUGCCAUGAAACGAUUCAUUAACAGAAAACCAGAGAAAAUAACACCAACUUACAUUGAGCAGUGGAUACCAAAAGAAAUUCCUAAAGAUAUGGUAGCUAUGUUGAGAAGCUGCCCACAAAAAGCCAACGUUGUUGGCUUACCCUCUGCUCCACAACAAAAACCCAGUAUGGUUAACGUAAUGCCUUCAUGUCCCAUACAAAGUAGGGUCCCUGGUUGGCCUUCAAAAACUGGACAAAAACUUGGUUUGUCCACUUGCAAUGAAUGGUUUGCGGAUAAAGGUUUACAGUGCGAGAAUCCAUUCAUCAAAAAGGAAGUGCACAUUCUGAAUUCAGUUUUGUGUUUUGAUAAGAACACUACUCAAAGUAUGAGUGCAAUGUUACCCUCUUGCCCUGAGAAUGCUAGGGUGCUUGGGUUUCCCUCUGCUCUGACAUUAGCAGAUGGUACAACUAUGGUGAAUGUAUUGCCUAGUUGUGCAAAGGAAUCUAGAAUUUCUGGAAUGCCAAGCAGAGACACCGGCAAAAAAUUAGGGUGGCCAAUGGAAAGUAAGCCACUGCUACUCGCUAAGAAAUUAUCUGCAGCAAUGUUAGAUUUACAGGAUGUUAAUAUGUUCUAUUCUGAUAGAGAUACACUCAUAAAUAUGGUAUCAAUAUUGCCCUCCUGCCCACAGACAGCCUGUUUACCAGGUUUUCCAUCAGUGCCAUGUCAAGUGUUGGCAGAUAUACCAAAUAUGAUAAAUCUGCUACCUACUUAUCCAAGACAUUCUAGGGUUCGUGGAAUACCCUCUCUACUCUACAGUGAGGCAGAAUGGAGUGUAGACAAAAGCCCAAUUUGGGAAAAACCAUUAAGGAAGCCAGGUAGACUGUCAGUAAUAAAUGACCAUAAAAUGCAUUUCAAAGAAAAGGUGUUGUUAAGAAUUAUGGUAUCAAUGUUGCCACCCUGUCCGAAACAUUCAUGUAUACCUGGGAUUCCCUCAAAGGCUUUAAAGAGACCAGGGAAAGUUGUGAGGAAAGAAGCUCCCAGUAUGUUAAAAUCCUUGGCCACUUUUCCAAAACACAGUAACAUUUCAGGUCUACCUGCAAAGAAUAUUGCAAAGGACUCUGAUGGCUGGUAUAUGGAUAAGGAUGUAGUUUGGGAAAACACAUUCAAUAGAAGGCAUGGAGUUGUCCAGCAAGAUUUACCUGUCAACGAAAUGUCAUAUAGGGACAAAUCAAUAAUGCUGAGUAUGCUUCCAUCAUGUCCACGACAAGCCCUGAACCCUGGGUUUCCAUCUGCUCCACGACCCAAAGCUGUUGAUGACAUUGUGGAAAAACAUCCAGAAAUGUUACAGUUGCUGUCAUGUUGCCCACAACAGUCACGUAUCAUUGGUUUCGCCUCAAGAGUUUCAAUUAUUUCUGAUUCUAAAGUAGUGGGAUGGCCAGUGGUGACAAUUAAGACGCCAGGGGAUCUUUACACCACAGAUAGUUCUAACAAAGAUAUAAUAAUGGCAAGCGUUCCUCUUAAACGUCCUCUUACAAAAAUGUCUCUCAGUUCUGGCUUCACACCAGUUCCACCACCUGGCGUAAACCGCCUAGCAAAUAUGAUAAAUAUUGUGCCAUCUUGCCCAAAGAAAGCUUCUGUUCUUGGGGUACCAUCAACACAUGUGCAUCAUUCAGAACAGGGUUGGCCAGGAACUAAGAUAAGUGUAAAGCAGAGGACAAACCUCAUGACUUGUAAGCUUUCACUGAAAGAACAGCAAAGAAUGGAGAUUGAGUCAUCAACCUGUCCUAUCAAGGCCAUUGUUGAGGAUUUACCAGCAUCAAAUUCAGAAAUUCAAGUGCACCAGCAAUCCUUCAUAGUUAAUGGGAGUAACAUAUUAUGGGAUGAUGCCAGUCCAACUAGAUUAGAUUUUGACACAAAGAAAACGAAAUCUGAUGUUUGCUCAACUUUGGAGGGACAUAAAGAUGAACGGGGCUUUUGGAUACCGAUUAAGGAAGAAGAAGAAAUAGGAAAUGUGCAUUGCAGAAUGUGGCACUCCACUCCUGACAUGCCACUUAUCUUGAGUGUUAGGAAGAGACAUGAACACUUGGGUUCACUACAGCCAUCAUGCCCAAUUGUUGCUGGGGAAGAAGAACCCCCAUCCCAAACCAAAAUAAAUAAUGCUGAACAGCAGUUACAAAGACAUCCAACAAACACGACUAUACUGUGGGAAGAGCUACCAAAGUCGACUACAAUAAAAUGCUCUACAGACAAGAUCAUAUUAUGGGAGGAGCUACCAAAGGUGACUACAGAUGUUUCUAGAAAAGCAUCAGAGACUGAAAUGAAAAUGAUAAAAGAAAUGGUCAGUGUCUCUUCAAUGAUGUUAUACACUGGUAAUGAAUUGAAGACACGUACGGAACCUGGGAUUGCAGAUCAAUUACCAAUUUGCCCAACAGCAAGCGGCAUAUUUGAAUCCACAGCAACUAAACAAACAGAUCAAAUCCAGCUGGACAGAGAGUCUACUUUCGAGACGCCAUCAAAGGAUAAGGCAAUGGGAGAAAAAAAGUUUGCCUGCCCACCCACACAAUGUGUGCCAUCUUGCGUGAAGACUGAAACUGAAUACAAACAGUCCACUUUCUCCGAAGUCUGUCCCAGUCGCACAAGAAUUGCUGGCAUGCCGUCUAAAUUGCCUGUAAAAGAGAAACACUGGCUCCUCGAUCCAAAGCCAAUCUGGGAGAAACAAUCAAAAAUAAAUGUAAUAUUCAUGCCAUAUGCAUCAAAGGAUGAUAAAAAGGACACAAAGGAAAUGGUCUUAAUGCUACCCUCUUGUCCCAGAGAGGCCAAACAUCCAGGGUUCCCAUCUGCACCACGAAACAGUUCAAAUAUGGCGGAUAGUUACCCUGGUAGUUCAAGUGUGUCCAGUAAAGCUGGUUUACCAUCUAUCAGUAACAGAUCAUUGGUAUCUCAACAGGAACCACUUCUGCAAAAGAAAACUGACCUUGUUGUCGUACCAGCGUCAAUAAAAGAAGAGAACAUUGAACUAAUGGGAGCUUUGUUACCAACCUUCCCAAAAUAUUCUUGCAUACCAGUCAUCCCUUCAAUUCCACAACAUACUAUAGCACAUUGCGGAUCAGAUAUGAUGAGCCUUUUCAGCUCUUGCCCCAAAACUUCUUGUAUUGAAGGUGUUCCAUCAUUAAAAGAACAUUUGAGCAAAAGCUGGUCUACAGAUCACAAACCUUUAGUGGAAAUAUAUUCAAAAAUACAUGCAGUCAUGAUUGAAGAGAGACCUUACCAUGAAGACAUGAGGGCCAUGUCAGCUUUAGCUCCAACUUGUCCAAAAGAAGCUUGUAUCCCUGGAUUUCCUUCUGCUCAGGAACCCACAGUAAGCUAUAACAGAUUUAGUAGGGUCAAUCUCCUUCAAUCCUGCCCAGCUACCUCAAGUAUGGUGGGUUUUCCUUCGAUGCAGAACACUGACAGCAAAGAUUGGAACACUGUUUAUCAGCCAUUAUGGGAGAAGCAAAUGAAACGGGAAUCUGUAUUACUACUGGGGGACGAUAACAUGGACAAAGACAUGAAAGGAGUUGUUUCUCUUGCACAAAGUUGCCCAAGAGAAUCACUCAUCCCGGGCUUUCCCUCUGUCCCUAAACCGAGGAAGAUUGAUGUUGUUGACAUGACAAAUAUGGUCAGCCUUUCAAGCUCAUGCUCACAAGCAUCACAAAUACCCGGAUUUCCAUCAUCUCAUACUUCAAAAGAUUGGAAAGUGAGCAGGAAACCACUAUUUGAACCACAUUUGAAAGAAAAGCAGGUGUUGUUGAUUGACAAAUGUGAAGUUCAAAAGAAAUCAAUGAAAGCAAUGUUUUCUCUUGUACCAUCCUGUCCAAAAGAGGCACGUGCACCAGGAUUUCCUUCUAAUCCAAAUUACGGAACUGUGUGUAGUGAACCAAAUAUUAUCAGCCUUUUUACAUUGUGCUCACAAGCCUCCAAAAUACCUGGAUUUUCUUCAGUUAAUGUGGAUAUGAGUGUAGGAUGGGUAGCAGAAAAGGGCUCAUUGCUGAAGAAGUUACCAAAGAAGAGGGUCAUAUUUGACACACCAAAUGGCAGCAAAAAGAUAAUGAAGAAUAUGGUUUCCUGUGUACCAUCCUGUCCUAAAGUGUCAAGUAUCCCUGGUUUCCCAUCUAUUCCAAAUCCAAAAAAGGUGUAUUAUGGACUAAAUGUAGUCAACCUCCUUCCCUUGUGCCCCUUGGUGUCUAUCAUACCUGGAUAUCCAUCAGUCGAAGAUCACAAGGAAGAAGGAUGGGGCGCCGAACUGGGUUCAUUGAUGCAAAGACCUCAAAAGAAUAUUCCGUUUCUGAAUAACAGCUCACCAAUUAAUGUAGACAAAUCCAAAAACAUGUAUGCUUUGGUUCCUUCUUGCCCAGUAUCAUCAAAGAUUCCAGGCUUCCCAUCCGUCUCUCAAUACAAUAUGCUGAGUCUUGUACCUAUUUGCAACAGAGUGUCCAAUCUCCCUGGAUUUGCAUCCUUUGUAGGGGCCUCAAUAUUACAAUGGCCUCCUAAUCCACAUGCCUUGUGUGAUAAGCCUAUAAAGAGCACUGUUUGUGUGAUACACAGUCCAAAUCAAGAUGUAGUAACUGCGAAGACGAUGUUUGCCUUAGCACCAUCUUGCCCAGAAGCAUCCAGAAUCCCUGGCUUCCCCUCGGCACCUCAAACUAAAUCCAAGAUUGAACCCAAUAUGAUAAGUUUUGUACCUAGCUGCUCUAUUGCUUCAAGUCUCAAAGGGUUUGCGUCCAUGACUACACACCCAAGCACAGGGUGGCUAAAUGAAACAAAACCAAUUUUGAUAAAGCUUCGGGAGAAGAGGGCACCGAUGAUGAUGUCACUUGCUGGACAGGAUGAGCUAAAUUGCUACAACAUGAAGGGCAUGGUAACAUUAGUGACAACCUGCCCUAAAGAGGCCAGAGCAUGUGGUUUCCCUUCUGCUCAAGUUGUAAACAGACCACCAAACAUGGUCAGCUUAUAUACAUCUGCACCAUGUGUUUCAUGUAUCCCAGGAUUUCCAUCAUCUCAUACUUCAAAAGAUUGGAAAGUGAGCAGGAAACCACUAUUUGAACCACAUUUGAAAGAAAAGCAGGUGUUGUUGAUUGACAAAUGUGAAGUUCAAAAGAAAUCAAUGAAAGCAAUGGUUUCUCUUGUACCAUCCUGUCCAAAAGAGGCACGUGCACCAGGAUUUCCUUCUAAUCCAAAUUACGGAACUGUGUGUAGUGAACCAAAUAUUAUCAGCCUUUUUACAUUGUGCUCACAAGCCUCCAAAAUACCUGGAUUUUCUUCAGUUAAUGUGGAUAUGAGUGUAGGAUGGGUAGCAGAAAAGGGCUCAUUGCUGAAGAAGUUACCAAAGAAGAGGGUCAUAUUUGACACACCAAAUGGCAGCAAAAAGAUAAUGAAGAAUAUGGUUUCCUGUGUACCAUCCUGUCCUAAAGUGUCAAGUAUCCCUGGUUUCCCAUCUAUUCCAAAUCCAAAAAAGGUGUAUUAUGGACUAAAUGUAGUCAACCUCCUUCCCUUGUGCCCCUUGGUGUCUAUCAUACCUGGAUAUCCAUCAGUCGAAGAUCACAAGGAAGAAGGAUGGGGCGCCGAACUGGGUUCAUUGAUGCAAAGACCUCAAAAGAAUAUUCCGUUUCUGAAUAACAGCUCACCAAUUAAUGUAGACAAAUCCAAAAACAUGUAUGCUUUGGUUCCUUCUUGCCCAGUAUCAUCAAAGAUUCCAGGCUUCCCAUCCGUCUCUCAAUACAAUAUGCUGAGUCUUGUACCUAUUUGCAACAGAGUGUCCAAUCUCCCUGGAUUUGCAUCCUUUGUAGGGGCCUCAAUAUUACAAUGGCCUCCUAAUCCACAUGCCUUGUGUGAUAAGCCUUUAAAGAGCACUGUUUGUGUGAUACACAGUCCAAAUCAAGAUGUAGUAACUGCGAAGACGAUGUUUGCCUUAGCACCAUCUUGCCCAGAAGCAUCCAGAAUCCCUGGCUUCCCCUCGGCACCUCAAACUAAAUCCAAGAUUGAACCCAAUAUGAUAAGUUUUGUACCUAGCUGCUCUAUUGCUUCAAGUCUCAAAGGGUUUGCGUCCAUGACUACACACCCAAGCACAGGGUGGCUAAAUGAAACAAAACCAAUUUUGAUAAAGCUUCGGGAGAAGAGGGCACCGAUGAUGAUGUCACUUGCUGGACAGGAUGAGCUAAAUUGCUACAACAUGAAGGGCAUGGUAACAUUAGUGACAACCUGCCCUAAAGAGGCCAGAGCAUGUGGUUUCCCUUCUGCUCAAGUUGUAAACAGACCACCAAACAUGGUCAGCUUAUACACAUCUGCACCAUGUGUUUCAUGUAUCCCAGGAUUCCCAUCAGCGAGGACGCUUAGUUCUGAAUGUACAAAUAUACCAUCUAAGACAACACACAGCAAGCCACUGUUUGAAAAGCGGCAGAUUGAGAAGCAUCUAGUCAUUGCAAAUCUUCAAACCAAAGAAAAACAUGAACAAGAUGAACCAAAGUAUAUGGUAGCAAUUGUCCCAUCAUGUCCGAAUUUAACUCGAAUCCCUGGGCUCCCCAGCAUUUCCCAACUGAGUCCAACAGAGAAGGAAACAUCGACUAUUCCAUUCCCUUGUUGUACAGAAAGGGUUACACCACAUGAAUUGCCUCAUGUACAGUCAACUCAGUCGCACCUCAAGGACCCAAUAACUCCUGGUGUUCCCUCUACAUCUUUUAGCCUCCCCAGCACAGAACUUGCAAAUGAGGAGAAAUUCAAAGGCAGUGCAAAGCAAAGCAUAGACCUAUGUGUCGAUCAUGGCAAAUCACACAUAGAAAGGGGUGUUGCAGAGAAAGCCCAGACAAGGAAAAGAACAUUGGACCCAUCAGACCCAGCAGGAGUCUUGGAUUGGGAAGUAGUGGAGGCAGAGGGAAUAGUUACAGAAAAACAGACACAAUCCUCUUUGUCAGCAAAAGAGGAAGAGUCUUCAGGAUUAGUAAAUGUUAUUGCGGGUGUUUUCCACAAAGGUUAUGAAACGGUAGCAUCCAUUUUGGGGCCAUCUGGCUCCGCUCUAGCUGAAGUGGAGCACCAACCGAAGGCUGUCUCUUCUAUGAAUCUGAAAGACAAGACAGUGAUCCCUUCAGAUGAGUCUUCAACGCAUUUUGUGGACAACACUACUGCCAUACAAAAGAUAGAGGGCCAGUUUCAAGACGUUCCCCCCCCAACAGAACACCGAAUAUCUCACAAGUGCUGAGCCUUACAUGUUGGACUCUCCAUCACCACCUCCCAGCGAAAGUGAUGACGGGAUUUCGGUUUGUGUAAACAUGAAGAAAUGGCCACCACUGACUGAGGCAGAUAUCUCUAAAAUAUCAAAGGAAGAUGGUGAGCAAGUACAAGAGGCAUUUCUUGAUCAUACAAAGGAGAGAUCACUCACAGGGCACGACUCUGAUCAAACACCUGUAGACGAUGAAAGUUUGUUAGCGAGGCACCAGACUGAGACAGAACAGGAUGAGGUUAGGACAGUGUCAACUUCUCCACAGCUGGAUAAAGGGUGAGUGCUGGGGGACAAUGACCCAUUUAAGUGUUUGGUUGCACGGUGUGGUAGUGUACAUGUUCUGCAUUUUUGGCGAUAACAUUGUUUCUUGUUCUGCUUAUGAGCACUUACUCCUUCGGAAAUCGUAAUGGACAGCUAUUUGUGAUGGCAAUAAAGAUUGGCAAUGUGAAUUGUAAUUUUGCCUUUUUUGUUGCGUUGUACGUAGAUGUGGUCUUUAUGUCCUUCAUGUGCUGCUUUGUAUUUUCAAUGAGAGUAUGCAUAUACACAAAGCUGAAUAUUUACAAUGACAGACAGUUUUUCGCUUUGCAAUGCGUAAUAUGAUUAGGAUGCUGUCUUUCUGGUUUGGUUUGGAUUAUUUGGUUGGAAAUGAGGUGCACCGUACAACUAUGACAAAAUAAAAAACAGCACUUUUUUGAAGCUUCUCCUUUC
Molecule: messenger RNA, 11891 nt
Organism: Trematomus bernacchii (emerald rockcod)
Lineage: Eukaryota; Metazoa; Chordata; Actinopteri; Perciformes; Nototheniidae
Gene: ehbp1l1a
Product: EH domain binding protein 1-like 1a
Exons: 21
Coding region: 189-11162 (3657 amino acids)
Molecular function (GO): protein binding
Source: RefSeq, a predicted model, not a curated record